Messenger RNA from Coccinella septempunctata (seven-spotted ladybird), 2496 nucleotides. RefSeq lists its product as uncharacterized. The coding region runs from base 250 to 2496 and encodes 748 amino acids. The transcript is spliced from 6 exons. Lineage: Eukaryota; Metazoa; Arthropoda; Insecta; Coleoptera; Coccinellidae. Gene Ontology annotation, molecular function: DNA binding. The record is from RefSeq and is a predicted model, not a curated record.
GUUUUUUUUCUCGAAUUUCUGCUGAGUACAUAAAGUCCAAAUAUUCGUAAUCGAACAAAUAUCCAUAUAUUAUAUUUAUAUACAUUACCUGAUACGUUUAGUCGUUGUGUCUUCCUCUUUACGACGGCACAUCGUCCAUUAUAUUCCUCGACAUCAUAUUUCGUCCUGAAUUCUUCAGAUACAGUUCGUACGUGAAGCGGAGUAUGCGCACUGAACUUUGUGUUAACUUAGUGAUAAAAAGUGUGGAAAAUGGCUUCUAGGAGUCGCAGAAUGGUAGAAAUGGCCAAAAGCAUAGCUGAGGAGCGAACUGAAAAUGAUGAAGUUACGGAAAACCGUAAAAGAAAAAUUGAUGACCACCGACUGGCUAUAUAUGAUUGGGUCGAUGAUAAUGAGUAUUUCAAUAGUAGGUCGAAAGACAUUUCUCCGGCUAACGUCUUCUACUCAAAAACUGACACUGGAAGUGAAGUGCCUCUGAACAAUUUCAAUAAAAUUAAAUGUGUUGAACCUCAUUAUACCUUAGACGAAAAUGACAAGCAGUUCCUGAAUUCGGAAGAAAAAAAAAAUUAUACCGAAGUGUCCCCAGUGAUAUCUGAACCAGAUUCCUAUUGCUCAUAUUAUGAAGUAGAUAUGGAAAUAACACAAGAUGAAAUAACAGAUGAAGAAUUCCCUAUUGUUCAUGAUAUCAGCAAAACUUCACCGAGAGAAAAUCGAAAACCAACAAUUGCACCUGAAAUCAUAACCGUCCGAAAAAAAUUAUUUCAAGAAGUUCCAUCAUUUCACGACAACCUCGAUGAAGAAAAUGUUCAGGAUCCAGAUUUUGUUAUUAAUUCUUCGAGUGAAUUAAACGAUUCCGUUCAAUCCGACAUUGACGAUGAUGAAAUUCUCCCUUCAUUAGCUGCAAAGUUGAAAGAUAAAAAAACUAGAACAACAAAAUACAUACGAUGCAAGUUUUGUGAAGAGGAUAUGCAAACAAAAAAUUUUUCCCGGCAUGUUGUAAGAAAACAUAAUUCUGAAUCCGAGGUAGUCAAAAUAUUGACCCUCCCUAAAGGUAGUAAGAAAAGGAGACAAGCUUUUAUGCUACUCAGAAAUGAAACCAACUUCAAUCUUUAUAUAAGUGGUACUACAAGACCGAAGCGGCAGAGAGGUAACCUACCGGCUUUGAGUGAAACAUAUUACCCUUGUGCUUAUUGUAAAGGCUUAUUCGUUAAACAAUAUUUGAGACGACAUGCGAAGGUUUGCAUGGUUGAAAGAGGGAACAAAAAAGUUCAUCACGCUUCUGCAUCCCAAACACUAACUGCUUGUGCUGUCGAUGUAACUAAUGUCAUUUCAAAAUUGAAUGUUAAACAUCAGGUAUUCGAUCUCAUGAGGGCUGAUGAUAUUUCUCUCGUCGCAAAGAAGGACCUCCUUAUAGUGCAUUUUGGGGAAUCAUAUCUGAAGAAACAUAGAAGAGAACGAAUGGUAUACGCAUGCAGCAGCCGAAUGAGAGAACUAUCACGUUUUCUCAUCGUUUUCCGAAGAAUUUCCGGGGACAAAGAUGUAUCACUGAAAGAAAUACUGACGCCGAGGAAAUUCGGUACAGCUCUCAGUGUUGUUCGAGAGAUCGCAGGAUACGAUCCCGUUAAAAAAACAUUUAAAACUCCUAGCCUUGCCAUGCACUUGGGGACAUCUUUAAAACACGUGUGCAAUGAAUUACGGCAAUUAGUAGUGCAAGAGUCUGAGGGUUUCAGAUGUCCAUCGGGUAUUUCCACUAAAGAGUGGAUAGAAGAUAUAAGGAAUUUCACCAAAUUGAUUGAGACUCGUUGGACUAUCGAAUUAGCCUCGUUAGCCAACAAGGACUUGCAGGAAAAAAAAUGGAAUAAGCCAUUGUUAAUCCCCUUGGUAGACGAUAUUAUGAUAUUCAAGGAUGAGACUUUAAAACUUGCCGAGGAAUGUGUGUUAACUUUCAACCAAAACACUGAUAAUGCACAAACCUAUAAGACGUUAGUACACUGUACUUUGGCUCUGCUCAUUUUAUUCAACAGGAGAAGAAUAGGCGAUGUUCAAUUUCUAAAGAUAAAUGAUUACAGGAUCGAUCGAAAAACUGAAUCAAUUGAUUUUAAGAAUCUCUUAACAGAAUCAGAAAAACUCUUGACCAAAGAAUAUAAAAGGGUAGUGAAUUGCGGAAAAGGUUCAAGAGCAGUUGUGAUACUAGUACCUCAAAUUAUUCAAACAUUCAUCAACCUCCUACUCGAACGUCGGGUCAAAUACAUUUCUCCUGAUAAUGAUUAUGUGUUUGCUUUACCUGGCAGUACAGUGAAAUGGGGCAAAGGAGAUGUCGCUUUUAGGACUUUGACCAAAAAAAUGAAUUUGAAGCAUCCAGAGGCUAUUGGUAGCAACCGAUUGAGAAAACAUAUUGCUACUGUGAUGCAGAUUCUCAACCUAUCCAAACACGAGAAAAAACAAUUUUCAAAUUUCAUGGGACACACCGAGAAAACCCACGAAGAAUUUUGCGAGUGA